This is a messenger RNA of Actinia tenebrosa (Australian red waratah sea anemone), 1482 nucleotides long. RefSeq lists its product as uncharacterized. The record is from RefSeq and is a predicted model, not a curated record. NCBI's taxonomy places the organism in Eukaryota, Metazoa, Cnidaria, Anthozoa, Actiniaria, Actiniidae.
CUACACAUAGAUAAACAUUGUUUAAAAUAUAUACUACUUCUAAUGGAAUAGUAAAACAUUGAUCGAAAUAUAUAAUACUUCUUACGGUAUAUAAACAUUGAUUGAAAUAUAUAAUACUUCUUACGGUAUAUAUAAACGUUGAUUUAAACAUUCUUAAAAAUAAUACUUGAAAUCCGAAAAUACGACUUACUUUUCUCUCAAAAUAUGAUACUUCAGUCGGAGGAAAAUAUAAUACUUAGCCUGCACUAUCGAUCUUGACCAGCGGAUAUUCCACAUUGGAAAAGAGAUACUGGCACUAAGGAUUUUCCCGCCUUUUCUYGCUAUCUUUCUUUGCCAUCGCAAAAACAGGGCGGAACCCCAUUGUAAACAAACUUAUGGAAGUAGUAAAUUCCCUUAUUGAAAAAAACAGUAAUACAAGUAAUUCUGAUGUUCCAAAAAGAAUUUCUCCAGAGUCAGAUAGAGAAAGUACAGAGUCUGCUUUGCGUCGGCUGUAUCCUAGUGUCAGGGGACAGACCUCCGAGACGAUCAUUGAACGGCUGAUAACUUCCACUAGUACAGGGAGAUCUUUUAAUCCUAGAGCAAAAUAUGAUGUGAAAAAAAGGGAAGAAGAAAGCAGUGAAAUAUUCAGGAACCAAUAUUCAAGAAAGAAAGACAGUACUAAAAGACAUCAUUCUGCUUCCAAGUCCUAAAGUACAGGAAGUACCUCGAGGCCUAUUUAGAGAAUCGUUGUAUUCYAAAGACUWUGCAAAAAGUGCGAUACAAAUAGCAGAUGAUAUGUCUGAAGAAGAGGUUAAAAACACAAUUGAUGAACUAUUCGAGUCUGCCCUUCUCAGCAUCCAAGAACCAAGAUACGAGUUUGUCAGGGCCAUUGGGAACAAAAUAAUAUCAGUGCCCAAUGGUCCAUUCACUGGUAAGCUUGUGAAAUAUUUAUCCAAGCAAGGGCCAGUUUACAUAAGAGCUAAGAAAGAUAUUUUGCAUGACGGAGGCUUUAAAAGAUGGUACAAGGCUGGGGAAAUAGAAAUUGACGACGACACAGGUAGCAGUGAUGAUGGGAGUCAUGAUGAUGGUGAUGAACCAAAGAGCAAAAAACCAAAGUCACAAGUGCAACCAUCAACAGGCAAGCAAAACAUGUCUCAGGACUCGAGAACAUCGGCCAGUACUUCAAUCAGCACUAAUGAUAGUGAGUCUUCAACUUCUUGUUCGUAUACCAACUAUUGCAACAUCAUUGUUGGGGAUGCAAUUUUGGAUUCUGAUGAUGAGAAUCUACAGCUGAUGGCAAUCGAUGAAAACCUUAGUGACAGUAAUAAAGAGAUGAAUGGUAGCAAAGACCAAUUUUGGAUUACAGAUCAACAGCAGGAUGCUAGUACUAGAACAAAAAAAUUUUUGAGUAAACUUCAAGACAAUGGCAAAUUGGAAGCCAGAUUGAUGAAAGCUUUGGUGGAGGUGGGAGAAGAGGGCUGCCACAAUUUAUAAAGGAUCAUG